Messenger RNA from Labrus mixtus (cuckoo wrasse), 3259 nucleotides. RefSeq names its product atonal bHLH transcription factor 1a (gene atoh1a). The transcript has 2 exons. Bases 1701 to 2747 code for a protein of 348 amino acids. Lineage: Eukaryota; Metazoa; Chordata; Actinopteri; Labriformes; Labridae. Gene Ontology annotation, molecular function: protein dimerization activity. The record is from RefSeq and is a predicted model, not a curated record.
GAAUGAACAUAGGCCUAUUAAAGCCCAACUGCUGUGUCAAAGUUCAGAUGUUUUGUGUUUGUGGUCAUGAGGCUACUUAUUUCAAGCUAUUUUGUGACGUUUGGUACGAAUUGAUUGAUUAGGCUACUACGUCACCCGAAAACAGGGACUUGGAGGGGGAUGCAACAGGUAGGCUAUACUGCCCUCCUUGACCAAUUUACCUUAUUAUCCUGUAUUGCGGAUUGUAUCCUUCUUAGCCUUAAUCGACCGUGGCAAUUAGGUUAAAUGGCUAUAUGACCACCCAGCAAUUAGCCCAUUGUUCAUUUGCCAGGUAAGGCCUUCAGUUUGCGUCUCAUUAAGCGUGGUUGCUUUGAUCGGUAGACUGCAGGUGGUUCACUUAAUAGCUAUAAUUUGUAGUUUAUUUUUAUUGUCUACACCCAUUUCCUUUGACCUAUUUCAGAUCUCAAUAAAACGUAUUGCCUAAUGAAUCGAAACGGUAUUCAGAUAUCAGAUCAGGGUAAAAUAACUACAUUUUGGAAAUAAGAUAAGACGUAGGCCUUUACUUUAUUAUCACUGCUGUAGUAGCCUACAGGUCGUGCGUGUGUGUGCGUGCGUGCGUGUGUGUGUGUGUGUGUGUGUGUUUGUAUAUACUUUCUCCUCAAUGCUUACAGUUGCCACUGCGCACCACAUACAGCUCGUGUCAGUACGAGACCCCUACUCAUGUUUCCGUUCCCUGUGAAGCCCUUUUUACCGACAGGGCGUUCCGAGGACCACAUCAAAAGGUUUUUAGAGCCCCUACAAAAGAAAAAUGGAAACUGGAGAUCAUCUCAGACUGAAUGAAUUGACAAUGAGCGCGCGAGCCCCAGGAGCCGAAAACUUUUUAACUAUCUUUUUUUUUUUAUUCCAGCUGACUUUUGAUCUUUAGUAUCCUGAGCCCACGUUAUUUUCCUCCCUCAUUCUACAACUUGUUCAUUGCAUUAGUCACUUUUGAUGGAUGAAAUGCCUAUAGCUAUAUUUUCGUUUGUGCUGAGAUGAAGCCUAAUAUAAGCUACUCUGUGCCGAUUGGGGCUGGGGUACUUUUCCUUUCAAUUUUUUAACACCUGUGGUUGAUUUGUGAUCUUCCUUAUAUUCCUUCCUUAUUAUUCCCGACUUGACAUUUUGGAUUGAAAACGUUAAACGUGGUUUUGGGCUUCAUCGUCCAGAGGGAUACAAACGUUUACGGAGAUGACAGUGUGGGAUACAGUAAAGACAGUUGAGCAAUAACCCCCACUUUCCUCCCCCUGCCUCUCUCGCGUCUCAGAUGUGGACAGGUAGUAACUCUGUCACAGCAGCGCACGUCUCGCGCUGUCCACGCUCCAUACCUAAAACCGUCACCACCCCAUGCACGUGCGUCCUGUGGGAGGUUCCCCUUACCUCCCUUUGCGUUAAACACUCCUCGAAUUGUAACGUUAUCAUAAACAGUCCGACUUCGGGGGACCCAUAAUCAACUCUCUCGAGCUUUAACGAGACUUCUCAUUGGACGUCAACACGCGACCAGCGCGAGGAGGGGGGCUCCCGGACGCGUGCCGCUUUUUAAACGGACGCCGCGCCGCGAGACACCAGAGAAGGAGUCCCGCACGCGACAGUCAUAGUCAUAGCGUGCCUUCAAGAACUUUCCCCAAAAAAAACUUUUCGAGAUUGUAACUUCACAUCGGCCUGCCCUUUUUGACGCUCUUGGAAACAUGGAUGUUGAAAUGAUGGAAGAGUGGAGCAAAGGCGCACAAGAGGUGGCAGUGCUCGACUUGAAGCAGCAGAGCCAGAGAGUGAUGAAGAAGGGGGGAGAGCAGCAGCUCGAGGAGUCCCGCUACGAACCUGGACUGACGCUCGUGGACAGCGGCAUUGACCCACGCGCCUGGCUGGCUCUCAUGCAGCCUUCUGGCACCUGCGCGGCACACGACACUUCACCAGAAUACCUGCGCCACUCGCCAAGCUCAAGCACCGGCUCCUACCAAGAGAGUGGCUCCCCGGGGUCCUCUGGCCAUCCCAGCCCUCCCAGCUACAGAAAAACUGCCAAGAGCCCCUCCUCUUCUUCCAUCAAAGUCAGGGAUCUGUGCCGUCUCAAAGGCAUGGUCACCGGGCCCGAGGUGGACACGAGACAGAGAGCCCCGUCCAGCAAAUCCACCGGUGGGGUCCACAAACAGAGGCGCGUGGCCGCCAACGCGCGCGAGAGACGGCGGAUGCACGGGCUGAACCACGCGUUCGACGAGCUGCGCAGCGUCAUCCCGGCGUUUGACAAUGACAAGAAGCUCUCCAAGUAUGAGACUUUACAGAUGGCGCAGAUUUACAUCAACGCUCUCGCUGAUCUGCUUGAAGGUCCGGUCUCCUCCAACAACAAAAACAGCAAUAACGACGCGUCAAACAACAACAACAACAACAACAACAACUCGCCAAAGUGUGACAUCAUGCCUUUAUCCGCAGUUGGACUAGACGUGACGAAGGACAGGGUUUCUCCGUCUCCUGUGCCCGUCUCAGGUAGCAGCUUACCUGUCCACAUCAGCGGGAUGCCUUUUCGCUCCUCAUUCGACGACUGUUCGUUUUCUGCCAUGGUGGAAGAAGCGAUGCGUUCGCCCUCUCCUUCGUCCUCCAGCCGGGCAGGAGGGAGGAAAGCGUCUCCCCGGAGCGACGGAGAGUUCUCCCCCCACUCCCACUUCAGUGACUCGGAUGAAAUAGCGAUGGAGCUCCACUCAAGUGAAGAGGACGACCACCCUCACCACAAAGUUUCUUUCUGAACGCUUAAAAACUAGAAUAACAGACUUUAUUUUAAUUCCACUAUAGAGCUCAACAUUCAAGCAUUCUGUAAAUGGUGUCAACACAGCCUAUUCUCUCUGUUGCUAACAAAAAGUCGUUUAGGAGAUAGAAAGCUUCUUCAUAAACGUCAUUACAUUUGAAACAACAAUUAAAGCCUAUUUUAUCAACUUGUAGCCUAAUCUAAAAAUGUUUUUUUUUUAAAGUGUGAUAGGCCUAAUUCGGUUCUGCCAAGAGAUGAAGGCCUUUAUCCUAUAAUUUCUAGUUUCCAUGGAGACGUGGCUGGAAGACCCCUCUGCCAUGUCGCGCGCAGCACUGCCAUGGGUAUCUCCCACGUCACUCCGACCAAAAAGCUGUCUUCCACAAAUUCAUAUCUUUAUGGAUAAUUGCUGAAAUGUUAUUUUGAAAACAGUUUUGUAGCUAAAAUAAUUUUUGUUGUGAUUUAUUGUUUUAUAAUGUAUUUAGUUUUGCAACUUCAAAAGUUCAUGAUGUGCAC